Coregonus sp. 'balchen' is the source of this 14391-nucleotide messenger RNA. Lineage: Eukaryota; Metazoa; Chordata; Actinopteri; Salmoniformes; Salmonidae. The record is from the annotation of a GenBank genome assembly.
UAUACGUGCAUCGCAUUCAGAGCAGCAGGCAGCAGGUGGAGAUGACAUCAUCUGCACUGCAGCACACUGCAGCACUGGGUCUGAACAAAGACAUGUCAGCCAGACUUUCUGCUGCUGCUAAGUCCUCUCCUCUUGACCCCGCCACCGUCUCUCUCUCCCCCUCUCAUCCUUCCUCUCUCAGAGAGCAUAACCCUGGUGCCUAGAAAUGCUGCAGGGCUGUGACCUACUUAACCCCUCUCACCCUUGUCUCCCCCUCCUACCACUAAGGGAUGGGCUGGCUGAUGCACCUCUGCAGCCCUCAUCAUCACUUUGCCCUUAGCCACCUAUGGAGAGGUGAUGAAAGGUAUCACUAUGGUGGGGGGGAGGGGAUAGGUGGGUUUGCGUUUGUAAUUUAAGUGUCAGCAAUGGCUGGUGACAAGAUGAAAGCUGGGGGGAGACACAAGGAUGGUGUGUGUGUGGGGUGAACAUCCAUUAGAUUUUCUAAAUCUACUACACAUCAUCAGUGAUAGCAGUAAUUUACUGGCCAUUGACUCUAUUAACAGUAACAAUUACUUGUCCUCUUUCUAUAUUGACUUAUAGUGAACGCAAGCAUGACAUUCACUCCCUGAAGAGCGGAGAGCUUCUGCCUGAGACUGACUGCCAAGAUACGCCAGUAGCGUAAAUGUCACAGGGACCCUGUUGUGGCGGCUCCCCACUUAGGAAGUCAUUACGUUGUUACUGCAGUGUCGCCUCAGGAAAGAUAAUAUAUCUAUGACCUAUUAUUAUAACAGUGAUGGAGAAUGGAUGUGUAUGUACAGUGGGGAGAACAAGUAUUUGACACACUGCCGAUUUUGCAGGUUUUCCUACUUACAAAGCAUGUAGAGGUCUGUAAUUUUUAUCAUAGGUACACUUCAACUGUGAGACAAAAUCUAAAACAAAAAUCCAGAAAAUCACAUUGUAUGAUUUUUAAGUAAUUCAUUUGCAUUUUAUUGCAUGACAUAAGUAUUUGAUCACCUACCAACCAGUAAGAAUUCCGGCUCUCACAGACCUGUUUGUUUUUCUUUAAGAAGCCCUCCUGUUCUCCACUCAUUACCUGUAUUAACUGCACCUGUUUGAACUCGUUACCUGUAUAAGACACCUGUCCACACACUCAAUCAAACAGACUCCAACCUCUCCACAAUGGCCAAGACCAGAGAGCUGUGUAAGGACACCAGGGAUAAAAUUGUAGACCUGCACAAGGCUGGGAUGGGCUACAGGACAAUAGGCAAGCAGCUUGGUGAGAAGGCAACAACUGUUUACGCAAUUAUUAGAAAAUGGAAGAAGUUCAAGAUGACGGUCAAUCACCCUCGGUCUGGGGCUCCAUGCAAGAUCUCACCUCGUGGGGCAUCAAUGAUCAUGAGGAAGGUGAGGGAUCAGCCCAGAACUACAUGGUAGGACCUGGUCAAUGACCUGAAGAGAGCUGGGACCACAGUCUCAAAGAAAACCAUUAGUAACACACUACGCCGUCAUGGAUUAAAAUCCUGCAGCGCACGCAAGGUCCCCCUGCUCAAGCCAGCGCAUGUCCAGGCCCGUCUGAAGUUUGCCAAUGACCAUCUGGAUGAUCCAGAGGAGGAAUGGGAGAAGGUCAUGUGGUCUGAUGAGACAAACAUAUAGCUUUUUGGUCUAAACUCCACUCGCCGUGUUUGGAAGAAGAAGGAUGAGUACAACCCCAAGAACACCAUCCCAACCGUGAAGCAUGGAGGUGGAAACAUCAUUAUUUGGGGAUGCUUUUCUGCAAAGGGGACAGGACGACUGCACCGUAUUGAGGGGAGGAUGGAUGGUGCCAUGUAUCGCGAGAUCUUGGCCAACAACCUCCUUCCCUCAGUAAGAGCAUUGAAGAUGGGUCGUGGCUGGGUCUUCCAGCAUGACAACGACCCGAAACACACAGCCAGGGCAACUAAGGAGUGGCUCCGUAAGAAGCAUCUCAAGGUCCUGGAGUGGCCUAGCCAGUCUCCAGACCUGAACCCAAUAAAACAUAUUUGGAGGGAGCUGAAAGUCUGUAUUGCCCAGCGACAGCCCCGAAACCUGAAGGAUCUGGAGAAGGUCUGUAUGGAGGAGUGGGCCAAAAUCCCUGCUGCAGUGUGUGCAAACCUGGUCAAGACCUACAGGAAACGUAUGAUCUCUGUAAUUGCAAACAAAGGUUUCUGUACCAAAUAUUAAGUUAUGCUUUUCUGAUGUAUCAAAUACUUAUGUCAUGCAAUAAAAUGCAAAUUAAUUACUUAAAAAUCAUCCAAUGUGAUUUUCUGGAUUUUUGUUUUAGAUUCUGUCUCUCACAGUUGAAGUGUACCUAUGAUAAAAAUUACAGACCUCUACAUGCUUUGUAAGUAGGAAAACCUGCAAAAUCGGCAGUGUAUCAAAUACUUGUUCUCCCCACUGUAUGUAUGUAUGUAUGUAUGUAUUUUUUCCAUUGUGGGAUUUUCUUCCCCGUUUUCUACUUGUGCUCCAAGUCUUCCUCUUCCCAUUCAUCAGUAAGCCAAUGCCGCGGGAAGGAAGGAACCAUACACACACAGGCAUGUUCCUGUCGCUUAGUUACUGCUCGGCAGCAGGUUGCCACAGAAACAGCCUCACUGUGGCUAAAUGAGGAACGCUAAUGCAGUGUUCCACACUCCUUCCAUGCCUGCCUUUCCUACUGCAGUGGGCUCACUGUACCCAUCCCAUCCCACAAUCUGUGCACAUCGGUCUGUGCGUGUGCGUGUGUGUGUCUGUCUGUGUGUGUGUGUGCGUGCGUGAGUAUGUGUGUUUGAGCAUAGAGUUCUCUCCUCUAUGGUGGUGCAAUGGACUUGAUGUCUGCGCUGUGCGCUAAAGCACACUAAGUGCAGGUCAGAUUGCAGCUUUUGAGAGUGAUUAAAGGGACCUCUAACACAACUGAUGGAGUGCAGUGAGUGCAGUCCUGCUUCUCACUCCAACCAUUACCCAUCUGACUAGGUUUCUUUCCAAUUAGUCCUCAUCAUUUGGUUUUAUUUUUGUGGCUUCAAGCAUAAAAUAUACUGUAUGCAUGCAAUUUUCUGUAUGGUUGUAAUUCAUUGUUAAGUCAUUCAGCACUUCUAAAUUACUCAGCAUUUAUUAUCUUUUGAACAGUAAUUCCAGGAGCAUUUCUUUCAGUCCACGUUGUGGAUUUGUUGGUUAACACUGCUCAUGGUUGGAAACCUAUUUGCCAGCAGCAUUUAGAAACUGUACAGCCUAAUAGUCUCCAUCUGUCUGUCUAUGAAAAGCUUUCUUUCUCAAGGACUAUGGACAAGCGCUUGUUGAGUGAUUUUGUACAGUGGCUCUCAGCCCCUCCUACCAUAUAAGCCAAAGGUAGUGUUCUGUGGCCAAGAGGGGCAGGACACAGCAGGAAUGAUAAACCUUGGUCAUAAUGGACUAGAGUUAGUUAAUCAGUAGGAGUGAGUGUGUGUGUGUGUGUGUGUGUGUGUGUGUGUGUGUGUGUGUGCAGGGGUGGACACUUUCACCAAGCCUCCAUCCACUCUCUGGUCAAUCAUCCAGUCCAGAUGACUGUGUGAUGACAGAGUACUAGAGGAAAAUAACCUUUUAUGAAUUACUGAAUUACUGUGCAUGUAGCCAUUAGCACGCGAUUGAUGGGCCUUAAAGGUUAUUUAAGUAAAGGCAAUUGUUGUGAUGAUUGAUGUUAUUGUUAUCGCUGUCAUACUCGUGAUUAAUAAUGAUUAAAGUUAGAUUACAUUUCUUCUCGGCAGAUAAAGGGAAAUGAGCAUGGAGCAUCUCAUACAUAAGAAAGAACAUGAGUGGUGUGAAAUGUAAGCAAUAAGCCCCGAGGGGGUGUUGCAUAUGACCAAUAUACCACAGCUAAGGGCUGUUCUUAGGCACGCGCAAUGCGGAGUGCCUGGACACAGUCCUUAGCCAUGGUAUAUUGGCCAUAUAUCACAAACCCCCGAGGUGCCUUAUUGCUAUUAUAAACUGGUUACCAACGUAAUUAGAGCAGUAAAAAUACAUGUUUUGUCAUACCCGUGGUAUACAAUCUGAUAUACCACGGCUGUCAGCCAAUCAGCAUUCAGGGCUCGAACCACCCAGUUUAUAAUGUGUGGUUAGACAGUCCCAUUAUGUCAUGUUGGGCUUAUGUGAAGGCUUUAUAUACAUACCCCUACACUAUAGCACUAACCUUGUCACUGGUUUGCUGAUGUGUGUGUAUGCAUCUGCCCGUUGCAGAUACCUUCCAUAUGCCUUCAUAUGACUACAGUAUCUGGGGUUCACUGGUGUUCUGACAAUAUAAGACGUGUCUAGAUGUCUGUGUUGCAGAUACCUUCUGAUUUAGAGGUACCAUAUGUCACUAUGGUACUAACUGGGUGUCACAGAUAACCAUACUGGAAGUCUAUGGAUGCUGAUGUGUGUUAUAUGUCUCUGUGCUGCAGAUAACCAGUUCAGAAUGUCCAUCCUGGAGCGCCUGGAGCAGAUGGAGAGACGGAUGGCAGAGAUGGCCUCCCAUCACCAGCAGAGCAGUGGAGGAGGUGCAGGGGCAGGAGGAGGAGCAGGAGUAGGUGGAGGAGGAGGUGGUGGUGGUGGUAACAACAGCCAGACACAGGUAAAGUACAUCAUACUAUAGGAAAUGCACUUUUUAAUUGAUGAAGCAAUGGCUUUGUGAUGUAUUCAGUGAUAUGGAAAUGUAUUUGAUAUUGUAUGUACUUAGUAGAUAUUUGGCUUAUGGAGGAUUACAUGGAAAAAACGUACUGUAUGUUUCUGUUUGAGAAGUCAAGUGUUGUUAAGUGUUGUAAAGUGUUGGUGUUGUAGUUGAAAGUAACCUUUGUUGUGUUUGUGUGUGUUGUCAGUGUGUGACAGGGCAGGGUCAGGCGGGCAGCAGCUUUGAGAGCCGUGUGGUGGUGGUGUGUGAGAAGAUGAUGAACCGGGCCUGCUGGGCCAAGUCCAAACACCUGAUCCACUCCAAGACCUUCAGGGGCAUGACCCUGCUCCACCUGGCCGCAGGGCAGGGGUACGCCACCCUCAUCCAGACACUUAUCAAGUGGCGGUGAGUGAGAACCUCAGAGACCUCUGAUUGUCUGUUUAUAAAAGUAAUAUACAGAGAGACCUUGGGACAUGUAAAUAUCUAUUAUGGAACUAAUUUAGGACCAGGAAUGAUUGUGUUAAAAAGUUGUCAAUAAAGUAUUAAUCUAUGUAGAUAAUGUUGUGUUUUAGCAAUAGGUAGUUCAGUCUGGGAGUACAGUGUUCUGUUCUAUCCCACAACAGCACCAAGCAUGCAGACAGCAUUGACCUGGAGUUGGAGGUGGACCCCCUCAAUGUGGACCACUUCUCCUGCACCCCUCUGGUAAGAUAUAGAGAACUGUAUCUCAUGAAACCACUGCAGGAGUCUUCCGUAAAGCCUUUCAAUCCCUGUAGACUUUCAUAAAUAAUUAAAUUGUAAGAAACUUUUCCAAGAAAGUAAAGUUACCACAGGCAUGCUAGCAUCUUUCCUCUGACCUGUGACCUGUGCCCCUGCUGUUUUUUCUCCAGAUGUGGGCGUGUGCCCUGGGUCACCUGGAAGCGGCAGUGGUACUGUAUAAAUGGGACCGACGGGCCCUGGCCAUCCCUGACUCCCUGGGACGCCUGCCCCUGUCCAUCGCCCGCUCCCGCGGCCACACCAAGCUGGCCGAGUGUCUGGAGCAGCUGCAGAGAGAGGAACAGCAGCCCCCUGCACCCCUGCCCCCCACCACACGCAUGUCCUUCUCCCCCACCCCCCACGACGCACCCACCUCAGACAGCUGGAUGGUCACAUGGGCCAGCGACGGCGUGAAGACGCCCGGCGGGAAGAAAGGAGGUGCCACCACGGCCACGACCACCUCAAGCAAUCUCAACCCAGGUCAGAGCAGACUGGAGGACAGGAGUGGGGGAAAGGAACGAUGGAAAAGAGCUUUAGACAAAAACGUUUUGUAAAUAUUGUUUGCUUAAAUGUCUCUAAAAUAGUAUCUUAUAUCCCUUCUGCAGACUUGAGAAGGCCGCGAUCCGAGCCCUCCAGCUACUACAGCAGUGAGUGCCAGCGAGACCUGCCCCUGGCCAAGAAACACAAGCCCAACCCAGAGAUGUUCCAGGCCCGGCCCGACAAGGCCAUGUCUGUCCCACUGAGCCUGGAGCAGCAGCAGCUACACAAGCUGUCCUUCAGCCCUAAGAGCCUGUCCCAUGAGGGCCUCAGCCCAGACAAGAGCCUCUCCGGUGGGGGAAGUGCUGGAGAAGCCGGGGGAGCCAAGUGGCGCUCCAGAGAGAGUUUCUCCAGCGGGGGCUCAGGCAGGAAGGGCUCGGGGGGCUCUGGGGGCAGCAGCCUGGGCAAGGAGAAGCUGGCUAGCAGGCUGAGACAGAGGGAACAGAUGGGGAACAUGCUGGUGAUGGCUGAGAGAGAGAUGGUGGACACUGAGCUGCUGUCCUACAGAGAAGAUCUGGAGAACCAGGACUGUAUGACGCAGAUGAACGACCUGCAGGUCAGUUAACUCACCCUACUCUCUACUGUCUCUUUACUGGAGAUAAACUCAGCAAAAAAAGAAACGUCCCUUUUUCAGGACCCUGUCUUUCAAAGAUAAUUCGUAAAAAUCCAAAUAACUUCACAGAUCUUCAUUGUAAAGAGUUUAAACACUGUUUCCCAUGCUUGUUCAAUGAACCAUAAAGAAUUAAUGAACAUGCACCUGUGGAACGGUCGCUAAGACACUAACAGCUUACAGAUGGUAGGCAAUUAAGGUCACAGUUAUGAAAACUUAGGACACUAAAGAGGUCUUUCUACUGACUCUGAAAAACACCAAAAGAAAGCUGCCCAGGGUCCCUGCUCAUCUGCGUGAACGUGCCUUAGGCAUGCUGCAAGGAGGCAUGAGGACUGCAGAUGUGGCCAGGGCAAGAAAUUGCAAUGUCCGUACUGUGACACCUAAGACAGCUCUACAGGGAGACAGGACGAUCAGCUGUCCGUCCUCAAAGUGGCAGACCACGUGUAACAACACCUGCACAGGAUCGGUACAUCUGAACAUCACACCUGCGGGACAGGUACAGGAUGGUAACAACAACUGCCCGAGUUACACCAGGAACGCACAAUCCCUCCAUCAGUGCUCAGACUGUCCGCAAUAGGCUGAGAGAGGCUGGACUGAGGGCUUGUAGGCCUGUUGUAAGGCAGGUCCUCAACAGACAUCACCGGCAACAACGUCGCCUAUGGGCAUAAACCCACCGUCGCUGGACCAGACAGGACUGGCAAAAAGUGCUCUUCACUGAUGAGUCACGGUUUUGUCUCACCAGGGGUGAUGGUCGGAUUCGCAUUUAUCGUCAAAGGAAUGAGCGUUACACUGAGGCCUGUACUCUGGAGCGGGAUCGAUUUGGAGGUGGAGGGUCCGUCAUGGUCUGGGGCGGUGUGUCACAGCAUCAUCGAAAUGAGUUUGUUGUCAUUGCAGGUAAUCUCAACGCUUUGCGUUACAGGGAAGACAUCCUCCUCCCUCAUGUGGUACCCUUCCUGCAGGCUCAUCCUGACAUGAGCCUCCAGCAUGACAUUGCCACCAGCCAUACUGCUCGUUCUGUGCGUGAUUUCCUGCAAGACAGGAAUGUCAGUGUUCUGCCAUGGCCAGCGAAGAGCCCGGAUCUCAAUCCCAUUGAGCAAGUCUGGGACCUGUUGGAUCGGAGGGUGAGGGCUAGGGCCAUUCCCCCCAGAAAUGUACAGGGAACUUGCAGGUGCCUUGGUGGAAGAGUGGGGUAACAUCUCACAGCAAGAACUGGCAAAUCUGGUGCAGUCCAUGAGGAUGAGAUGCACUGCAGUACUUAAUGCAACUGGUGGCCACACCAGAUACUGAAGUUACUUUUGAUUUUGAUCCCCCCCCCCCCCCCUCUUUGUUCAGGGACACAUUAUUCAAUUUCUGUUAGUCACAUGUCUGUGGAACUUGUUCAGUUUAUGUCUCAGUUGUUGAAUCUUGCUAUGUUCAUACAAAUAUUUACACGUUAAGUUUGCUGAAAAUAAACGCAGUUGACAGUGAGAGGACGUUUCUAUUUUUGCUGAGUUUAGUUACUUUUUACCAUCUCUUUACUCAAGACAGUGACUCUACUGUUUACCACUCACUGCACUGCCAACCCUGUCCAUCGGCCUGCUCAUUGCACGUACACUCACACUUGUUUACCAGACAACAAUAUCCAUAGCACGUCAUAGUAUCGACCUCACGUCUAUAGAGCUGGACUGCCAGUGAAUAAACAUGACAAGAAGAUUGAGAUUGACCGCUGGCAGCUCUGUUGGGCCUUGCCACUGGAUCCCCUGACGUGUGAAGUCAACACACACACACACACACACACAGAGGGAUCCUAGGCAUCCCUGGCAGUGUGUGGACCUCCAUCACCACAUAAUAAACUCCAUCCAUUGAUCGGCUGUCACAGCCAAGGGAGCACUCUGCCAUCCAUCACAGUCACACUGCUACUGAGGCUGAGACUGAGCCUGGGAGAUGAGGGGCAGAGGAGGGAAGCACAACAUUAACAAUCAUCAUCUUCAUAGUCAUUGUCAUGAUCACGAUCAUUGUCAUAUUUAAUGUUCAUUGUUUCUUAGAAAUCAUUCUAAACUUGAAAAUUCAUAAUGUGGAAAUAUCUAAGAUGAAAAUGGGGAUGUAAUGAUGCAUCCUUCCUGCAACAUUAUGAUGCACCGGAACCAAAAAGCACGUCAUUGUAAAUCAAUGAAAUAAACAGACAGACAAUAAGGUACAAAUGUGCUAAUUGUGUGAUCUACAGUAUACUCAAUCCUGGGUGAUUCACCCCCUGCAGGUGAACAUGAUGACUCUGGCAGAGCACAUCAUUGAGGCGACCCCAGAGAGGAUCAAGAGGGAGAACUUUGUGGCCCUGGACGGAGUGCCCAUGGACAGUACUGGGGUCAGCAACACCAUGAGCUGGUUGGCCAGUUACCUUGGAGACGUGGAGCAGCUGCCCAGCAUUAUACAUCUACGGUGAGCAACACAGAAGAGCCGCACUCUGGACUGAAUGUGAUCUAGGUCUGGUUUUCUGUACCCAGAUUAUGUCUAUACCUGGUCUAAAAAGAAUGCUCAAUGGAGAAUCUGUAGGCUUAAUUCUGAUCUGGGAAACUGACCCUAAAUGUUUUGCAGAAGAUUUCCUGUGCUUGGCAUAGCAGUUGUGUAUUGGUACUACAUUUUCUGACAACAAUGCUUAUCUGACUACUUUUUAAACUGUCACCUCCAUCCCCCUGCCCCUCCCUCUCUCUCUUCCUCCAGAUCUCUGUACAGUGAGCCUCUCACUCCGUCCUCCAACCCCAGCCACAGCCCACAGGGUUCUCCCCUGAGGGAGGGGCCCAUGGAGAGGCCCUCCCCGGCCGACUGGAGCGAGUUCCUCCAGGCCUCCAACAGCAAGGUGGAGAGAGACUUGGCCCAGCUCACCCUGUCCGACCCCGAGCAGAGGGAGCUGUACGAGGCCGCCCGUCUGGUCCAAACUGCCUUCCGCAAGUACAAGGUACAGGCCCGGGGAUGAGGUACCACACACAGUAUCAUACCUGCUGUAGAAUUAUUUUCACAGCAACUUUAUUAGGACUGGCACUCUAUGUUGAUGUGGUGUUGACCUUAAUUUUAUCAGGUGAAAUGUGACGUUAUUAAUGGGUCCCUUGAAUCUGGAAAGGUUGCUAUAUGAACAAAACUACGUCCUGGUCUGUGUCGAAGUGUGCUGAGUGCACAAGACACUAUCUAUGCUGUGAGGACCCUCACCCAGUAAUCAUCAAUGGAUUAUGUUAAUUAACACUCAUAUGUUAUCCCAUCUUUCUCUCUCUGUAUCUGUCUCACUAAGACACUCAAACUCUGUGGUCCCUGUGGUUUCAGCAUGGGAAAGGAUUGCUUUGAGCAGAGCAUGGCCUUGCUUUAAGGAACGACUGCACUGCUCCCUAUAAGCGCUCUCUCCCUUUCUUUCUCUGUCCCUCUCUCUCUUACUCUUUAAAUUAUGUGUGGGGAGCCCGCUGCUGCCUGUCCUUAACCAGCUCCACAUACCCUGCCCAGCCCCCCCCCCCCCCCCCCCAUGCCUCACCUUGCUACCUCCCCCCCAUGGCUAGCUUUAAUGAGUUUCCACGUCUCAAACUGUUCGCUGUCGUUCACUGUCAUCUGUUCUACCCCUCUGCCAGCUGAGACUGGGUAGGAGAAGAACUCUGGGCUGGCACCACCAUCUACCUCUCUCCUCUCCCAGCCCAGGAUGGAGCCUCUCCCCCAGCCUCCUCAACCCCAGGUCCUCCCUCUGUCCGAAGAGACCUCAUAGAGCAGUGGCGCUCUAUAGUAGACUACGCCACUUCCUAUACUCUGACUUCUGACCUCUGACUUCUCCUACUCUCUCACAGGGACGCCCAUUCAGAGAUCAACAGGAAGUAGCUGCGGCCGUCAUUCAACGUUGUUACAAGAAGUACAAACAGGUAAGCUGGGCACAGUUAGCCCCUUACAACACACAUGGAGAUUCAAUAGUUGGAUGCUUGUACAUAUUACAUUACCUUACAGAUAAUGGAUAGAUGUAGGACUGAUUGCAAUACAUUUAUUAGGGACUUUUAGAAAGCGUUUAACUUUAUUCAGUUUAGUUCGUUUUUCUAGGCGCAGGCUGAUCCUUGUUCAUGCCUCUUCGUGAUUCACAAUCUCACCUUUUCUUUGUUUACAAGCUUACAUGGAUAGCUUUGAAGGUAACACAUUUUCACUGUCUCAGAUUGCUUACAAUGCAACCUAAGUUCACUUGAUUGUCACACUUGACUUGGUUAUAUUGAUACUCAUAAUCUACAUCAGCACCUUUCCUAAGUCCAGUAAUAUAGUCUUGUGCCUGAUUCACAGUCUAGGGCCGACCUUCACCAUACUGGCUAGUCUAUUUUAUUUUCCAGCACGGUUCCAGCAACUACAGUAAAUGCGUAACCAGGGCAGCCCAGUUUGGCUUGACUUGAUUUGGCCAUAUAGUGUGAAUCAGACAAUAGAUGUGUGCAUUGGAGGCCAUUGUUUGUGUCUUCCCAACCCCCUGUUCCUGAUCCUGUAUCCCCUCCUCUCUCUGGUCCUCUCUGUGGCAGUAUGCACUUUAUAAGAAGAUGACGCAGGCCGCCAUUCUUAUCCAGAGUAAGUUCCGCAGCUACCAUGAGCAAAAGAAGUUCCAGCAGAGCAGGCGGGCGGCCGUGCUGAUCCAGCAAUACUACCGCGGCUACAAGGAGUUUGGCAGGCUCAGGCCCCACCGCAGAGGAGCCGCCACCGCACUGGUGCAACACAAACUCAGGUAUGUAUACACACAACACACACACUGACACAUACACAGCAACACAAACGUAGGUAGCUAAACACACACAGCAACACACACACACACACACACACACACACACACACACACACACACACAGUAGCACACACUCACAUUGAAACACAGCAGCACAAACUCAGGUAGUUAAAUACACAUUAUAAACUGGGUGGUUCGAGCCCUGAAUGCUGAUUUGCUGACAGCCGUGGUAUAUCAGACCGUAUACUGCGGGUAUGACAAAAUAUUUAUUUUUACGUUGGUAACCAGUUUAUAAUAGCAAUAAGGCACCUCAGGGUUUGUGGUAUAUGGCCAAUAUACCAUGGCUAAGGCCUGUAUCCAGGCACUCUGUGUUGCGUCUUGCCUAAGAACAGCCCUUAGCUGUGGUAUAUUGGCCAUAUACCACACACCCUCGUGCCUUAUUGCUUAAAUAACGCACACACGAACAUACAGCAGCAUAAACUCAGGUAGCUACGCAGUAACACACACUGACACAUACAGGAGGCUGGGCCUCAUUCCAGGAUAGUUAGUAGCAGUCUGCAGUUGUUACAUCUGUUUAGGGACUUAUAAAUGAAUUAUAUGUACCCAUUGAUUCUUGAAGAAUAUAACUUAUAAAUGCCUCAUGAGCUUAGUUCAACUGUCGCACCCCAUCAGAACCCAAAAUAUAAGCUUGUUUUACUCCAAUAUUUGGAAACAAAGUACAUUUAAACAAACUAUAUACCCUCAAAAGUAUUUUGAUACCAUGGAUGGUCAGUCCUUGUACCCGUAGCUCUGUCUAUGAAUUAGAGAGUGGUACAUUUCUCCAGCCCCAUCCCUCAGAUUUAUUUAUGAAACAGGAGCGGGGAGAAGGCAACCGCUGACUGCCACUUUAACCUUGCAGACUUCAUUUGGGGAAAUCAAUUUGUAAGGGACAAACGACCGCAGUACCAUUUGCAGUCUCCAGGAUCAUAGUGUCCUUCAGUGUUCAUGCAUAAUUGAUUUAGAUUUUGAACAUACAAGUUCUGUAAAUAUGUUUUUAUAUUGAUGAAGACACUAAGGCUCCUGAGUACUGGAGAGGACAGUAUCCAUGCUAUACAGAAUCUCCAAAGUAAAGCUUAAAGGCAUGGUUGAAAAAGUGCACAAGCACUGUAAAACUACACUAGCUCCACACAUCCACAGUAUCUUUUGAAUAUUGUGGACCCUUUCAAAAGCCAGUGUUCCCUCUUGUCUUGUAGAAGUAGUCUGCUCACUAAGAGGCAGGAUCAGGCUGCCAGGAAGAUCAUGAGGUUUCUACGCCGCUGCCGCCACAGGUAAGCCCCGCCCACAACACUAACUCAUAUGGGUUUCCAGAUACGUUUGUUAUAUUCACACACACACAUACUACCAAAUAAAUGCCUUCUUUCAGUGUAGGGAUUUGCAAGAUAUAUGAAUGGUUUACUACACCGUAGAUGGCUAGAAUGAGUCUGCACAGAUGAGAGGGACAGUUCUCUGUUUUCAUUUGUCUUUUUUAUUUAUUUGGGGGUUGAUAAAAAGGUGUGGGUGGGUUAUAUACAACACUUCAGACACCCCCCUCUUCCCCUCCACUGUAUUUGGACCCCCACCUCUCCUCUCCUCGCCCCCCCCCCACCCCCCUCCUCCCCUCCACUGGAUUUGGCCCCCCCACCUCUCCUCUCCUCGCACCCCCUCCUCCCCUCCACUGUAUUUGGCCCCCCACCUCUCCUCGCCCCUCCUCUUCCCCUCCACUGUAUUUGGCCCCCCACCUCUCCUCUCCUCGCCCCCCCUCUUCCUCUCCACUGUAUUUGGCCCCCCACCUCUCCUCUCCUUGCCCCCCCUCCUCCCCUCCACUGUAUUUGGCCCGCCACCUUUCCUCUCCUCGCCCCUCCUCUUCCCCUCCACUGUAUUUGGCCCCCCACCUCUCCUCUCCUCGCCCCCCCUCCUCCCCUCCACUGUAUUUGGCCCCCCACCUCUCCUCUCCUCGCCCCCCCUCCUCCCCUCCACUGUAUUUGGCCCCCCACCUCUCCUCUCCUCGCCCCCCCUCCUCCCCUCCACUGUACUUGGCCCCCCACCUCUCCUCUCCUCGCCCCUCCUCCUCCCCUCCACUGUAUUUGGCCCCCCACCUCUCCUCGCCCCUCCCCUCCACUGUAUUUGGCCCCCCACCUCUCCUCUCCUCCCUUCCUUCCCUCACAGUGCCCACUUUGUGCUAAUAGCUGUCUGGUAUUGUUUUGCUGUUUAUGCCAAGCCCCUUGAUGGACCAUAGACUGUUCAAGCGGGUGAGUGCAGCCUCAGCAACUCAGUUCGUGCUUCUCUCUCUCUCUCUCCCUGUCUACACAGUAUGUCUCUGCCUCUCUCUCUCUCUAACAAUACAGUUAUAGCUCCUGAGUCCUUGCCCUCCUCCACUCUCUCUCUCUCUCUCUCUCUCUCUCUCUCUCUCUCUCUCUCUCUCUCUUUCUCUCUCUGUCUUUCGCUUUCUCUCCAUCCAUCUCUCCCUCCCUCUCUCUUUCUCUCUCUCUCUCCCCCUCCCUGUACCUUGUCCAUCACUGUUGCUUGAUGCCUGCUUGCAUGACAGCUGCCUACUGGGGCCACAGGUGGACUGACUGAGAAGCUCAGAGUCAGAGCAGACUUUACUCUUAUUAAACAAACGAACCACUGCUUAUGAAUGACUGUCACCGCAACACUUAACAGGCACCUCUUUCUCUCCUCUGGAAAUGAGUUGAAUCGUUUUUUUGUUUUAUUUGUGUGGUUAUGAAAAUGGCUAUUGACAGAACGGAAGGUUGUUUUUCUCUAUCAUGUUUACUAUGUUGCAUGACUCAAUGGGCCUUGCUCUUCAACAUGUACCCGCAGGCAUGCUAUGGGCCGGAUGUUCUCUCCCAAACAGUUGUCUGUCUUACUGUCUGUUCUGAUGAGGGAGGGCUUGAUCACCAUGGGUUUUGCUCACUCAAACUGUCGAAACUGUCUUGUACAAGCUCCUCUCGGCGUUGCAUUGGGAUCUGUCACUAUUUCAAGGCUGGUUCAAUGACACUUGCGUCAUCACUGAAAAAUGUAACAAAAUUCCUCAUGGUUAGAAACUGUGUGUCUGUCCGACUACUCACCGGAAAGUCUUUGGGCAUAUUGACAAAAAUACCCAUGUGACGGUUAUCAUCAGUGUCAUCAUCUUUAUGACUCACAAACACUGUUUUUCAUCUUCUUAGACAACAGGGCAUUUUGAAUAUA